AUGACUGACUCGGAGAGCCAUUAUGCCUUCGACGAUGGCCCCGAUGACGAGCAGUCCAUCAUCUCUCCUGCUAACCAUGUCGUGUCUCUUCUCUGCCCGCAGACUCGAGGACUCGAAGCCUUCAGCCGCAAAGUCACUGUCACGGCAAGCCAGCUCAUGGGCCCGGCCGCAGAGGCAUCGGGAGCCCAUUAUCGCGCCGCCCUCGCCGAAGUUCACAAGCAGAUGAAGCGUCCCAGCGUCCAGCGCGGCAUGUUCUCCAUGGCCCGGUCCAGCCCUACCGAGAUUGUGCGGUCCAAGCUGUCCACGGCCGAGAUCCAGCACCGCGCCCUCACCCACCUGCCCGACGAGCUGCUGUCCAACAUCCCCGAGCACCAGAACGCCUAUUCGCUGUUCCAGGGCUUCCAGGCCAGCUUCCCCGAGCUGGCCGACGACAGGAAGAAGCACCGCCGACAGCCGUCGAGGGGCAGGAAGCUGCUGGAGGAGGGGGAGAACACACCCGCAACGCCGACCAAGUUGAAUCAGCUCAAGAAGGAAAAGACGACCAUGGUGCACGAGCUGGAACUACUGGGGGUGCGCAAGAGCAUGGUCAGCUGUGAGAUCCGCGAAAUAGACAACAAGAUUGCCAAUCUCUACGGCAUGCGUAGGAUUGUGCUGGAGAGGUUGGCGGGCUUUGAGCAGGACGAGGCGACACUCGAGCAUGAUGUUCUUCGUCUAAUCAAUGCCUCUCUUUGGUUGCCCCCUGGUGUAGUCAUGGAUCUCGAAUUGAAAAUCGACGAAGUCCAAGCCAUCGUCGACGAGGCCGAGGAGAUUGCACGCAACACUGCCACCAAGGACGAGCGAGAUCUGGUGGGAGAUGCCGACGACUACGACCCCGAAUUCAUGUCCAAGUCCGUCUAUGAGAAGCUGCCCGCCACCGACGGCAAGCAGCGCAAGCCGAAAAAGGUCCAUCGCCGGAAAUCCAUGCCCAUUCUGCACGAGCACUUUGCCCCGGGAUCAAGCAUCCGCGAAAUCCGGGCCCAUCGCGAUACUAUCACGGCCAUGGAUUUUGAUGCGCCGUUUGGAACUCUGGUCACUGCCGCACUGGACGAUACUGUCCGGGUUUGGGAUCUGAACGCCGGUCGAUGCAUGGGCUACCUAGAGGGCCACACGGCCUCGGUCCGAGCAUUGCAGGUCGAGGAUAACAUUCUAGCUACCGGUUCCAUGGACGCCACCAUCAGAUUGUGGGAUUUGAGCAAAACACGCUACAACCCUCAAGGUGGCAAGGACGCCGGCGACGACGACGAGGACGCCAUUGCUUUUGAACACCCCGAUGCGCAGCCCAUCGAGCCUCCCGAGGGCAGCAUGGACGACUGCGCUCUCUUUACGCUAUCAUCCCACGUCGACGAAAUCACCGCACUUCACUUCAGAGGAGACGUCUUGGUUUCCGGCUCAGCGGACAAGACGAUCCGGCAUUGGGACUUGGAAAAGGGCCGCUGCGUUCAGACGCUCGACGUCAUGUGGGCGGCCGCUCAGGCAUCGGCCAUUGCAACGACUGACGAUACCUGGAGGCCGACCGGCCGAGCCCAGGGAACCACGGCUGACUUUGUUGGUGCCUUGCAAGUGUUUGAGUCCGCGCUGGCGUGCGGUACCGCCGACGGCAUGGUCCGUUUGUGGGAUCUCCGAAGCGGCCAAGUCCACCGCAGCCUGGUGGGCCACACCGGCGCCGUGACAUGUCUGCAGUUUGACGACGUACAUCUAGUGACGGGCAGUUUGGACCGAAGCAUCAGAAUAUGGGAUCUCCGAACAGGGUCCAUCUACGACGCUUACGCCUACGACAACCCCGUCACCAGCAUGAUGUUUGAUGCGCGACGGAUUGUCAGCGCGGCCAGCGAGGACGUGGUCAAGGUGUACGAUAAGGUCGAGGGACGGCAAUGGGACUGCGGAGCGGGCAUCGCCGCGUCCGAGGGCGCCAAGAAUGCCGCCGUCGUCGAGCGUGUACGUAUUAGAGACGGCUACCUGGUAGAGGGUAGGCGGGACGGCAUUGUGGGAGUAUGGACUUGUUAG
Trichoderma aggressivum f. europaeum is the source of this 2043-nucleotide messenger RNA. RefSeq lists its product as uncharacterized. The transcript is spliced from 4 exons. Lineage: Eukaryota; Fungi; Ascomycota; Sordariomycetes; Hypocreales; Hypocreaceae. The record is from RefSeq and is a predicted model, not a curated record. The coding region runs from base 1 to 2043 and encodes 680 amino acids. Gene Ontology annotation, molecular function: protein binding.